GCUGAAGGCUCCAAGAUCUACUCAGUCCAGUCACACCACCUCACCACACCCCCGCGCUUUCUGAUCAAGCGUUUCGAUCUCGAUGUUUACUCUCUGAAUUUGCGUUUGGGAUCACAUUGUAUCCACUUGCUUCAAACCCUAGGCUCAAUCAUUUCAUGAACGCUUGUCAGCGAUGGCUUUCAUGGCGGUCUUGGAAUCAGAUCUUCGUGCGCUCUGCGCUGAAGCUCGCCGUCGUUACCCGGCUGUUAAGGAUGGAGCCGAGCAUGCUAUCUUAAAGCUUCGUUCGUUGUCAAGUCCCAGUGAGAUUGCGCAAAAUGAAGACAUAUUGCGAAUUUUUCUGGUGGCUUGUGAGGUCAAGACUGUCAAGCUUAGCGUUAUUGGACUUUCGUGUUUGCAGAAAUUAAUAUCUCAUGAUGCAGUUGCUGUAUCUGCCUUAAAAGAGAUAUUAUCAACACUUAAAGAACAUGCUGAAAUGGCAGAUGAGAUUAUUCAACUCAAGACACUUCAGACAAUAUUAACAAUAUUGCAGUCACGUUUACAUCCUGAAGAUGAGGACAAUAUGGUUCAAGCUCUUGAUAUCUGUCUUCGGCUUCUCGAAAACAAUCGAUCCACUGAUAGCGUGCGUAGCACUGCUGCAGCUACCUUCAGACAAGCAGUGGCCCUGAUUUUUGAUCAUGUAGUUUCUGCCGAAUCUCUUCCUUCUGGCAAGUUUGGUUCUGGAGGUUACAUUUCUCGAUCUGGUUCCGUUACUGGUGAAGUUAGUCGCAGCAUUAAUCUUUUGGAGUCAUUGGAGCAUGACUCUAGAGGGUCAUCAUUGAUGAGAGAAAACCUAACUAAAGCUGGAAAGCUUGGGCUUCGUUUGCUUGAAGACCUGACAGCUCUUUCUGCAUCUGGAUCUGCAAUUUGGUUACAUGUCAAUUCUCUUCAACGCUCCUUCGUACUUGAUAUACUUGAGUUCAUCUUGUCCAGUUAUGUGGCUGUUUUUAAAAUUCUUCUCCCAUAUCAGCAGGUUUUGCGUCACCAGAUAUGUUCGCUUUUAAUGACUUCACUCCGUCUCGAUGCUGAGCCUGAGGGAGAAGCAGGAGAGCCUGCUUACAGGCGUUUGGUUUUGCGGUCAGUUGCUCAUAUUAUCAGGCUUUACAGUUCAUCUCUUAUCACAGAAUGUGAGGUUUUUCUCAGUAUGUUGUUGAAGGCAACUUUUCUUGAUUUGCCUUUAUGGCAUCGCAUUCUUGUUCUUGAAGUCCUGAGGGGUUUUUGUUUGGAGGCACGAACUUUGCGGAUUCUCUUCCAGAACUUUGAUAUGCAUCCCAAGAACACCAAUAUUGUUGAGGGCAUGGUUAAGGCUCUGGCUAGAGUUGUUUCAAGUGUACAGGGUCAAGAGACUAGUGAGGAGAGCCUGGCAGCUGUUGCAGGGAUGUUCAGCAGCAAAGCUAAAGGAAUCGAGUGGAGCCUUGAUAAUGAUGCGUCCAAUACUACAGUCUUAGUUGCUAGUGAAGCUCAUGCUAUAACUCUGGCUGUUGAGGGUUUGUUAGGAGUUGUCUUUACAGUGGCUGCAUUAACAGAUGAAGCAAUGGAUGUUGGUGAGCUUCAAUCUCCGAGAUGUGAUUCUGAUCCACCUAUUAUUAAGUCUACCGGGAAAACAACACAUCUCUGUCUCUCAAUGGUUGAUUCAUUUUGGUUGACCAUACUUGAUGCAUUGUCUCUUAUUUUGUCAAGGUCACAAGGAGAGGCUAUUGUGUUGGAAAUACUAAAGGGAUAUCAGGCAUUCACACAGGCAUGUGGGGUUCUUCAUGCCAUUGAACCUUUAAACUCCUUUUUAGCAUCACUUUGCAAGUUUACUAUAAAUUUUCCAAAUGAAGCAGAGAAAAGGAGCAGUGCUUUACAGUCUCCUGGUUCGAAGCGCUCUGAAUUAUCAGUUGAUCAAAAAGAAAGCAUUGUCCUUACCCCCAAAAAUGUGCAGGCUUUAAGAACCCUCUUCAACAUUUCUCAUCGCUUGCAUAAUGUGUUAGGUCCAUCUUGGGUCUUGGUCUUGGAAACCCUGGCAGCUCUAGACCGAGCAAUCCACUCACCGCAUGCCAGCACACAGGAGGUCUCUACUGGUGUAAAAAAGUUAUUGAGGGAAUCGUCUGGCCAGUACAGCGACUUCAGUAUUCUUUCCUCUCUGAAUUCUCAGCUGUUCGAGAGCUCAGCACUGAUGCAUAUAUCUGCCGUGAAAUCCCUUCUUUCUGCAUUACGUCAGCUUUCAGAGCAAUGCAUAUCUGGAACUUCAAGUGGCACUGGGCCAUCAUCAAGUCAAAAACUUGGAAGCAUCACUUUUUCAGUGGAAAGAAUGAUAUCCAUCCUUGUAAAUAAUCUUCACAGAAUAGAGCCCUUGUGGGAUCAAGUUGUGGGUCACUUUCUUGAGCUUGCAGAGAAACCUAACCAGCAUUUACGAAACAUGGCACUAGAUGCAUUAGAUCAAUCCAUAUGUGCUGUUUUAGGUUCAGAUCACUUCCUGGACUUGUCAACCAGACCCAAAGGGAUAUCACAGAAUAUGGAAACCAAUCAAACCACACUUGCAGAAAUGAGAUCACUUGAAUGUGCUGUCAUUUCUCCGUUGAGGGUUCUAUAUUUCUCUACUGAGAGUGUGGAUGCACGUGCUGGGUCUUUAAAGAUUCUUUUGCAUGUUUUAGAGAGGCAUGGAGAAAAAAUGCACUACAGUUGGCCAAAUAUUCUUGAGAUGUUGAGGUCGGUAGCUGAUGCUUCAGAGAAGGAACUCGUCACUAUGGGUUUCCAGAGCCUACGUGUGAUCAUGAAUGAUGGACUUUCCAAUAUACCACCGGACUGUCUUCCUGUGUGUGUAGAUGUGACCGGAGCUUACAGUGCUCAAAAGACAGAGCUUAACAUAAGCUUGACGGCAAUAGGCCUUUUGUGGACUACAACUGACUUUAUUGCAAAGGGGAUUACACAUGGACCUGUGGAAGAAAGGGAAACAGAUGGGCACUCUGUUUCAGAGCAAAUGGAUGGUCAAAAACCAGGAGAAAAAUCACUCAAUGUUUUGGACCAAGCUUCCUUUGUUCAACAUGACAAGUUGCUUUUCUCAGUUUUCUCAUUACUUCAAAACCUUGGAGCUGAUGAGAGGCCAGAGGUCAGGAAUUCUGCUGUGAGGACACUUUUUCAGACUCUUGGAAGUCAUGGACAGAAACUUUCUGAAAGCAUGUGGGAGGAUUGCCUUCAGAAUUAUGUUUUUCCCACUUUGGAUCUUGCUUGUCACAUGGCUGCAACCUCAUCUAAAGAUGAAUGGCAAGGAAAAGAGCUUGGAACUCGACAAGGAAAAGCUGUCCACAUGCUCAUACAUCAUAGUCGUAAUACAGCUCAGAAACAAUGGGAUGAAACACUUGUACUUAUUCUUGGUGGAAUAGCUCGUAUUCUACGUUCUUUCUUCCCUUUCCUCAGAAGCUUGAGGAGUUUCUGGUCAGGAUGGGAAUGUUUGGUUCAAUUUGUAAACAAUAGCAUUCUAAAUGAUAGUAAAGAGGUUGCUCUUGCAGCAAUAAACUGUUUGCAAAUAACUGUUCUUUCUCAUUCUUCCAAGGGAAACUUACCGAUGCCUUACCUUACAUCAGUACUUAAUACCUACGAGCAUGUUCUUCAGAAGUCAACAAACUACAGCGGUAACACAGCUAGCAAGGUGAAGCAGGAGAUUUUACAUGGUCUUGGGGAAUUAUAUGUUCAAGCACAAAAGAUGUUUGAUGACCGUUUGUAUACUCAAUUGCUUGGGAUCAUAGAUUUGUCUAUCAAGCAGGCCAUUGCUACAAAUGAAAGCUUUGAGAAUGAAUUUGGACACAUUUCACACGUGUUACGCACAGUACUGGAGAUCAUACCUCUGCUGGUUCCAACUGAGCACUUUUCUUCAAUGUGGCUAAUUCUUCUUCGGGAUCUUCUGCAAUAUCUACCAAAAUCAGACACCCCAGUACAAGAUGAGGAAGAUGAGGCAGGACCUACCAGCGUUGUUGACCACAUUCCAGGGUUAAAGUAUGAAAGAUCUAAUGGGACAGCGUCCAUAUCCUCACAUAAGAGAGAAGCUAAAUCUCCAAGUUCACGGUCAAGUACAGUUGUUACAGUAGGCCUCCCCAGCUCUUUGUUUGCAGAAAAGCUUGUUCCUUUGUUGGUUGAUCUUUUCUUAAAAGCACCAUCAGUUGAGAAGUAUAUUAUAUAUCCCGAAAUUAUUCAAAGUCUAGAAAGGUCUAUGACUACUAGAAGAGACAAUCCCAAUGGUGCACUUUGGAGAUUAGCUGUUGAAGGCUUUAAUCGCAUUGUUGUUGAUGAUGUUUGCAAAUCAGCCUUGUAUGGAGGACUGGAUUCUUGUAUUAGUAAGCCUGCAAGAACACGUGUUUGGAAGGAAGUUGCAGAUGUGUACGAAAUAUUCUUUGUUGGUUAUUGUGGGCGGGCACUUUCUUCCAAUUCUCUCUCUACUGCAGUAGUGAAAGCUGAUGAGUCCCUCGAAAUGACCACUUUAGACAUUCUUGGUGACAAGAUUCUCAAGUCACCAAUUGAUGCACCUGAAGAUAUUUUGCAAAGACUAGUUUUCACCUUGGAUCGUUGUGCGUCACGCACCUGUUCUUUACCUGUUGAGACAGUAGAACUUAUGCCUUUGCACUGCAGCAGAUUUUCCUUGUCUUGCUUGCAGAAGUUAUUUUUUCUGAGCAGUUCUGAGAAGAAAGCUGACACAUGGAGCUCGGAACGAUCUGAGGUUAGCAAGAUCUCGAUUUUGGUGCUAAUGACCAGAUGCGAAGACAUUUUAAAAAGAUUUCCCACUGAUGAGAAUAACCUGGGUGACCGCCCUCUACCAGCUGCAAGACUGGAUGAAAUUAUGUAUGUCCUAAAUGAACUGGCUGGUCUGGUAAUUCAUUCAGACACAGCAUCUGUUCUUCCUUUACAUCCAUAUUUGAAAGGUGGCCUGGUGGAGAAAAAUAAUUGUGAUAGGCGUCCACACCUACUUGUUCUUUUUCCUUCCCUUUGUGAGCUUGUUAUUUCAAGAGAUGCAAGAGUUCGAGAAUCAGUGCAAGUGCUACUGAGACUAAUUACCAAAGAACUAGCCCUCGAAGCCUCCAUAACUAGCCAACACAUUCAAUAACAUACUUUUUUCACAAAAGCCAAUCCUAUGGGUUACUGGUGGAUUAUUUUUCUAAUCCUCUAGUAGAUGGAGAGUAAAUAAUUUGUACAUUAUUCUGUCAGUUGUUGUAGCCUUAUAGUUUUUUUGGCUGUGUCAAUUUUGAUUUUUGGUGCAAUGAUUUAUUCCAUUUUGUUGAGAUUUCAUGUACAAGAUAAGGUGUAUAUGCUCUUACCUUGCCUGCAGCUAUACGGUGUCUGGCAAUAAAAUUUAUUGUUAUUGCUUUCGA
This is a messenger RNA of Humulus lupulus (European hop), 5378 nucleotides long. RefSeq lists its product as uncharacterized. The record is from RefSeq and is a predicted model, not a curated record. Bases 173 to 5113 code for a protein of 1646 amino acids. NCBI's taxonomy places the organism in Eukaryota, Viridiplantae, Streptophyta, Magnoliopsida, Rosales, Cannabaceae. The transcript has 44 exons.